AUGCCGGCCGCAGAGAGGCAGUCGCCGUGGGCGAGCGGUGAGAGGCGGCCGCACUUCUUCAAGGUGCUCAUGGGCGACUUCAAGAAGCGCCUGAAGAUCCCACCAGACUUCUGCAAGCACAUCCCUUGGGAGGCGUCAAGGAAGGCCAAGACGACCCUGAAGGAGGCGUCCAUGGCGGCCACCCUGGAGGGCCCCAGCGGGCGGACGUGGCUGGUGGUCAUCCGCCGGUCCGCCGAGGGCACCUUCUUCACCUCGGGCUGGCCCAAGUUCGUGCAGGACCAGGAGCUGCGGGAGCUCGAGUUCCUCGUGUUCCGGUACGACGGCGACACGCACUUCACCGCCAUGGUGUUCGACACCACGGCCUGCGAGCGGGAGGACCUGCUGCUCGGCGCCGACCCGCGCCGCCGUGGCCGGCAGCGGCAGAGCAACAAGCGGCGCCGCGCGAGGGCCGGGCCCUCGCGUGAUGCCAAUGCCAAGCGGGCCAACAAGGAUUCCGUCGGGAAGGAGCUGGCGCCGUACCGUGCGCCACGUGAGCAGCAGGUUUCAUGCUCCAAUUGGACGCCAGAAUCGGCUGGCGCCGUCAAGACCGAGAUUGAGGACGGCGACGAGGCAGCGCUGUGCGUGAUGAUCCCCACGCCACCGCCGUCGCCGGACCGCGCACCGAAGCGCGGCCCGGAGCCCCAGCAGGUCGAGGACGGCGCGGAAAAGCGGCGCGCGGUGAAAACGCGGAGCAUCCACGAGGACCUGCAGGCGCUCGCGGACAUCCCGGACUCCGUCAGGCGCUACAAGGGGUACGUGUCCCGCCGUCGCCCCGUGACGGGCGCCGAGCGGCAGCGCGCCAUGGAGCUAGCCUACGCGUUCCGGUCGUCGCUGCCCUACUGUGUCAUCCGCAUGAGCACAAUGCACGUCUACUACUCGUUCAUGAUGGUGAGGACGUUACUUGCAUUGUUUCCACCACUCUGCUUGAUGGUGGUGACGACUGACAUACUGGACGCGUUCUCUCGCUUGCAGAGGUUCCCGACGGGGUUCUCGCGGCAGCACCUGCCGCGGGAGCGCACGGACGUGGUGCUCCGGGACCCGGGCGGCAAGGCGUGGGUGGUGCUCUACAUCCCCAACACGAGGGACCGGCUGUCGCGCGGCUGGUGCGCCUUCACGCGGGGCAACUGCCUCGAGGAAGGGGACUACUGCGUGUUCGAGCUCGUGGGCGCGGCCGAGUUCCGCGUCCAUGUCUUCCGCGUCGUCGAGCCGGCCGUGCCGGCGGUCAGGCUCCGGAGCACGUGA
Molecule: messenger RNA, 1281 nt
Organism: Miscanthus lutarioriparius
Lineage: Eukaryota; Viridiplantae; Streptophyta; Magnoliopsida; Poales; Poaceae
Source: the annotation of a GenBank genome assembly